Messenger RNA from Epinephelus fuscoguttatus (brown-marbled grouper), 4828 nucleotides. RefSeq names its product retinoic acid receptor, gamma b (gene rargb). The record is from RefSeq and is a predicted model, not a curated record. Gene Ontology annotation, cellular component: transcription regulator complex; nucleus. Gene Ontology annotation, biological process: regulation of transcription by RNA polymerase II; retinoic acid receptor signaling pathway; cellular response to corticotropin-releasing hormone stimulus. The transcript has 9 exons. The coding region runs from base 385 to 1869 and encodes 494 amino acids. Gene Ontology annotation, molecular function: zinc ion binding; RNA polymerase II cis-regulatory region sequence-specific DNA binding; nuclear receptor activity. NCBI's taxonomy places the organism in Eukaryota, Metazoa, Chordata, Actinopteri, Perciformes, Serranidae.
GGAGGCGGAAUGCAACAGGCUGAGCUCUAUCGUCGCCGUGAGAGGGACUUCUGACUGACAAACACAACUACUACGCUCCUUCCCAGCUCGUUUCUCCACUGACUCACCCUUACUAGCCGCCUCACUGUGUGCCGUGUUCAGCCACAUCUGAGUCUGGACCUCGUCAGGUCUUGGUCACGUGGCUCCUGAUCUCUCUUCCUUGCUUGUCAGCAUCCCUCUCACCUCUCUGCAGCCUGACGGCAGAGCAGCUAGCAGCUGAGAGGGGCUGAAUGGCAGCAGCCCACUUCAAACUCAUUGCAGGCCCCUGACAAAGAAGACAAAGGAAGAGGAAACAUUAAGACAGUCAGAGAAAACUCACCCAAACCAGCAGCAGCACUUUUCACGAUGGCAACCAACAGGGAGCACCAAGUGCGUCACAUGACCGGCUUUCCUCGUGCCAUGUACCCGUUUACCUUUAACUCCAUGCGGAGCCACUCCCCCUUUGACCUGCUGGCCAGUAGCCACCUUUUCGGCCGGUUUGGGGCAGACCUUCCCAAAGAGAUGGCUGCAUUGUCGGUGGAGACCCAGAGCACCAGCUCAGAGGAGAUGGUGCCCAGCUCUCCUUCUCCACCUCCUCCUCCUCGUGUCUACAAGCCGUGCUUUGUGUGCCAGGACAAGUCAUCUGGUUAUCACUAUGGAGUGAGCUCCUGUGAGGGCUGCAAGGGUUUCUUUCGGCGCAGUAUCCAAAAGAACAUGGUGUACACCUGCCACCGAGACAAGAACUGUCAGAUCAACAAAGUGACCCGCAACCGCUGCCAGUAUUGUCGGCUGCAGAAGUGCUUUGAGGUUGGCAUGUCCAAAGAAGCGGUGCGUAAUGACAGAAACAAAAAGAAGAAGGAUGUAAAGGAGGAGGUGGUGCUGCCAGAGAACUAUGAGCUGAGUGGAGAACUGGAGGAGCUGGUUAACAAAGUCAGCAAAGCUCACCAAGAGACCUUUCCAUCUCUGUGCCAACUAGGAAAAUACACCACAAAUUCAAGUGCUGACCACAGAGUACAGCUGGACUUGGGCCUGUGGGAUAAGUUCAGUGAGCUGUCCACUAAGUGCAUUAUAAAGAUUGUGGAGUUUGCCAAGCGGCUACCAGGCUUCACUACGCUCACCAUCGCUGACCAGAUCACCCUCCUCAAAUCUGCAUGUCUGGACAUCCUGAUGCUGAGGAUAUGCACUCGCUACACCCCAGAACAAGACACAAUGACCUUUUCAGAUGGCUUGACUCUGAACAGGACCCAGAUGCAUAAUGCUGGCUUUGGCCCUCUCACAGACCUGGUGUUUGCCUUUGCUGGUCAACUGCUGCCUUUGGAGAUGGACGACACAGAGACGGGCCUACUCAGUGCCAUCUGCCUAAUCUGCGGAGAUCGCAUGGAUCUGGAGGAGCCACAGAAGGUAGACAAGUUGCAGGAGCCGCUGCUAGAGGCUCUGAAGAUCUACACCCGCCGCAGACGCCCAAACAAGCCUCACAUGUUUCCCCGCAUGCUGAUGAAAGUCACAGACCUCCGAGGAAUCAGCACCAAAGGUGCGGAGAGAGCCAUCACACUGAAGACGGAGAUCCCAGGCCCCAUGCCUCCACUGAUCAGGGAGAUGCUGGAGAACCCCGAGGCCUUCGAAGACAGCAGUGACUCAGGAGACAGUGCCACAGCUGCUCCCCCUGCCAUUCAAGCCAUCAAACAAGAGGAGAAGCCUGCGGAUGAGUCAGCUGUUGAGGAGGAAGAGGAGGAGGAAGAGGACGACUACUGGGAUGAGGAGAAAGAGCGAGGGGCGGACAGUGAUGGGGAGCCAUGGGCGGAGGUGGCAGCGGGCGUGCAAAAGAAAGGUGUGACUGGGAAAGCGCAGUGAGAGAGACAUGAUGCUGCUACUUCCUCUUCCAGAUCACUGAGCCCUCGCCCAGCAAUAUCUCCUCACAGGAACCUCACAGAAUUAGGCUCUUAUACAACACAAGUGUUGAAUACAGCACAUAUUUACAUAUACUGUACAUGCUGACUGAAAGAAAAAUGUGUUCAAUACAGCAUAGGAAGUAAAGAGUGGGAGAAGCAAAAGCACUAAAUGUCAGUGGGUCAUGGAGAGCGCCAUGAAAAAUCACUGUGCCAAAAUGAGACUGUCUAAAAGAUAUUUCAAAAGUGUUUUUGUCCACUGUAAGAGGAACGAGAGGUGGUGGACAGAACAAAAUGCACUCUUCCGCUAUCUAUAAGGGCUAUGCUUUGUAUAAAAUUGAUGGUAAAAAUACAUUGCAACAACAGAACUCUAUGUGGUGUCCAUUUGCCGCAAAUGUCUUCUCAGAAUUCCUUUUAUUACUAUUCAGAGAUAUGCGAUAUUUUUUUAUUGUAUGGUUUUUCUAAGCAUGUACACAUUUCUGUUCUGUCUUUAUGCCUGUUUGUGGGAUUCUGUGUUGCUUUUUUGUAUAUUUUUUCACUCAGUCCUGCUCACAUUUGACUGGACAUGUGAUUUUUUUAAGCUACUCUUUAAUUUUAUGCAUUUCUGCUUCACGGACACAGUAAAAAGCAAUAGCAAAGACAGUAAAGAGAGCAAUAGCAAAGAGAGAGCAGGUCAUGAGCGGGACUCAAACUCACAAUGCGACAAGCACAUGGUAUGAAAAUCUCUGAUGGGUGAAAAAUCUGAAAAAGGAUAAGAGGAAGACUGUGAUUUCAGGUCUGGUGCUUGUGAUGCAAAUAAGACACUAACAAAUAAUGCAAAACAAACAGAAGCAUAUCUCCACCUCACGACAAAAAUACACAGUUAUUUUUAAAAAAUACUUAGACUAAAGAAUCUGCAGGGUAGAUUUAAUGUCAUCAUCACAUAAUCUCAGGUUGAUUCUGUCAGGGCCACGUCUCACCUGUCAAAACAGUAUUUUAAGAAUCUGCUGGUGUGCAUGCUCCGACAUAAUGCCCCCUUCUUCAACAAGAGAAUCCUCUCACACCAGGCAGUAGGGAUUAUUAAGAAUUGAAGUUGUUGACCACGCUUUUAUUACAGCGGCCAGGUACAUAUAAGCCAUAAUAUUUUAAUUUUUCCAAGAGUGAGGAAGAAUCAUCCCAACAGGCGUUACCAUAUAAAAGCAGUUUACUUCACAGAAAACCUCAGGUGUGUGUGUGUGCGUGUGUGCUUGAGUGUGUAACCGAGAGCAUUUACCAGUACACAGUGAUGUUGUAGAGACGUGAUGUUGCUGUCAUCACUGCCACAAUCCACAGUGAACAUUUAUCUAGAAGUCCAAUUAUUAGUAUCAUAAAAAUGCACAUAAAAUAGAUUUUGUAGCAAAGAACUAAAUGUUUUUAUAAUAAUUCACUCACCCAAAGGACCCGUGUUGGACAGUGCGACAUUGCCGAUGCAAGCUGACCAAGAAUCACAUGAGUGUUGCAACCGUCCAACAUAAUUAACAACAAAACAAAAGCUUUACAUUGGGUGACCUGUCUGCUGCAGCACAGGGCAAUAGUGUCAGAUGAUGUGUGUUCAUGUGUGCUGUAUCUAAUGAGUGAUGCAAUACAUGGAUUUUGUAAAAUAAAUACUUAUAACUUGUUUUUACUUGAGACUGUACAGCUUUUUUGUCAGUAUCUGUUUAAUGAAAGACAGUGUGAGGCUCACAGAAUUCCUUAAGGGAAAAGAUUCUCCAUCAGCAUGUUGUCCUUCAUGGCAUGAGACAUUGCAGUAAAGCUGCAAUUUUUUUUAAAUUUAGUUUUCUUUUUUUAAAUGAGGGAUACAAAGUUGGAGGUAGUGUGUAAUAUCCGAAAAAAGGACUGCAUGUUUCUGAUAAUAUAUGGAGACAUUCACUCCCUGAAUGAAGCAGAGAAAGAGAAGAUGUAGAGAAUAUAAGAGGAAAACUGAUCCCACAUGAUGAUAGUGGCAACUACACCAGCAGCUUUGAAGCAGUGACCAUACAUAUAUAUAUAUAUAAGUUAGACAUGUCCUUAGUACCAUAUGUAAAGCCAUGAACUACACAGGGGUUGAUUUAAGUGUUAAAUAAUCAACACAGACGCCACAAUAUUUUCUUUUUAGAAUGCCAAUUGUGAUAUAGGGCGGUGACAUCACAAACAAAAGUUAUCUUCAGUGUUUUUCAUCUGUCACACACACAAACACGCACACACACACACACACACACACUCACACAGAGACUCACACAGUCAAUAUUUUGCACAUCGUCAGCCAACUCUGCAUACUAUGUAGUUUAGUACUUAAAUAUGUUUCUGCAUCACAUAACCACGAUAUUUCAUAAUAAAAUGUUUUCCUGUUUUUUUUCUUCUUCUUUAUCUCGUAGACUUGUUUCUUUUCUUGAAUUUGAGCUGGUGCAAUAAGUAAGCCGUGGACGAGGUCACAAAGGCCUCAGCUCUGUAUGUAUGCAUGUGAGUUUGAAAAAUCCAAAAAGACCAAAGAUAUUACAUAAUGUGGACAAAAACAAAAGAAAAAGAACGUUCAUUAAUAAAAAUUCUAUUGAGGUCAUUGACAUGAAAUAUAUUCACUUAGUAAUGUGUGGUAGAUGAAAUUUCAUGAUUUUAAUGACUUUGACGCUGGAACCAUCUCUGUUACAUUUUGUUGUUGUUUUUUUUAACUGAUGUCUUACUUUUUAUAAACAUAAUCUUAAUAGUGUGCAAAUAACUUGUCUUCAUGUUCAGGGAUUCAGACACCUCAUGCUUUUUAUUUCAAUUGGACUUUUACAGAAAUAGCUCUGAUACACACACACACACACACGGAAAAACAAAGACUGGACUGACUGUUGUUUUGAUAUUUGCUUAUUUGUUGCUUGUUGUUUGCUCAUUUGUUACUUGUUGUUGUCUUUCUUGUAUUUUGAUAAAGGCGCUUUUCGUUCUCA